GUCGCUUUUGUAUGACGUAGUUCUGUGAGCGCGACAGAGAGGCGCAAACGCAGCGAAAAUUACAAGACACUUCUGUAACAAUAUCUAAAAUUUGGAAGAACAUGGGUAGAGAGUCAAGGCAUUACAGGAAGCGUUCGGCAUCAAGAGGUCGGUCGGGAAGCCGAUCGAACAGCCGCUCUCCCGACAAACGCUCAAAGAAAGAUGAGCGAGCUGGUUCCAGAAACCGAGACCGCAACAGGAGAGAGAGAUCUCGCAGCAGAGACCGCCGUAGGUCACGGUCUAGAGAUAGGAAACGCCCUCGCCGAUCCAGGAGUCGGGAGAGACGUAGAUCAAGGAGCAGGGAUCGGAGGAGGUCCAGGAGUAGGAGCAGGAGUCGAGGACGGCGGUCACGAACUCCAAGUCCUAGCAAAAGCAGAAAAACUGAAGACAGCAAAGAAAAAUCAAGCAAUGGAGAUCCAGCAAACGAAAAGAAAAAAGUAAAGGAAGAAAAAGAGGAAGAAAAAGUCGAAGAUCAAGACUUUGAUCACAACACACUGGAGGAAGAAAUGAGGAAAAGAAAAGAACGUGUUGAGAAAUGGCGUGAGGAGCAGAGGAAGAAAGCCAUCGAGAAUAUUGGGGAGAUCAAGAAGGAACUCGAGGAGAUGAAGCAGGGGAAGAAGUGGAGUCUGGAGGAUGAUGAUGAUGAUGAUGAAGAGGCCCCAGCACCUCUGGAGCAGGAGGAGGAGGAGGAAGAGGAGAAGCCAGAAGAGAAAGAGGAGGAAGAGGAGAAGACCACUGACAUGGAAGAGGAGCCUGGCGAGGAAAUCGACUCCCUCGACGCCUACAUGGAGGAGGUGAAGGAAGAAGUAAAGAAGUUCAACAUGGGCACCAUGAGGGGCAAGAACGACAAGAAGGGUGGCAUGGUGACCAAAGUGGUAACCGUGGUAAAGACAAAGAAGAUGCCUCACACAACCAAGAAGAAAGGGGAGCUGAUGGAGAACGACCAGGAUGCAAUGGAGUACUCCUCAGAGGAAGAGGAAGUGGAUCUGCAGACUGCUCUGACUGGCUUCCAAACAAAACAGAGGAAAGUGCUGGAACCUGUGGAUCACCAGAAGAUCCAGUAUGAGCCGUACCGCAAGAAUUUCUAUGUGGAGGUUCCAGAAUUGGCCAAAAUGACACCCGAAGAGGUGAAUGUUUUCCGUCUGGAACUGGAGGGAAUCGCCGUGAAGGGAAAGGGCUGCCCGAAGCCCAUCAAGACCUGGGUGCAGUGCGGAACCUCUAUGAAGGUCUUAAAUGCUUUAAAGAGGCAAAGCUAUGAGAAGCCCACACCCAUUCAGUGUCAGGCCAUUCCGGCCAUCAUGUCGGGUCGAGACAUGAUCGGCAUCGCCAAGACUGGCAGUGGGAAAACCAUUGCUUUCCUCCUCCCCAUGUUUCGCCACAUCAUGGAUCAGAGGCCCUUAGACGAGGCAGAGGGGCCCCUUGCUGUGAUCAUGACCCCUACACGAGAGCUGGCUCUGCAGAUCACCAAAGAGUGCAAGAAGUUCUCCAAGCCCCUGGGUCUGAAUGUGGUGUGUGUCUAUGGAGGCACAGGCAUCAGUGAGCAGAUUGCUGAGCUUAAGAGAGGAGCAGAGAUCAUCGUCUGUACUCCAGGGAGGAUGAUUGACAUGCUCGGUGCCAACAGCGGCCGAGUCACUAACUUGCGCAGGGUCACAUAUGUGGUUGUUGACGAAGCUGACAGAAUGUUCGACAUGGGCUUUGAACCACAGGUCAUGCGAAUUGUGGAUAACAUUCGACCCGAUCGGCAGACGGUCAUGUUCUCGGCCACGUUCCCCCGCGCUAUGGAAGCUCUGGCCAGGCGGAUCCUGACCAAGCCCAUCGAGGUGCAGGUGGGAGGCAGGAGCGUCGUGUGCUCAGACGUAGAGCAGCAUGUGAUUGUGAUUGAGGAAGACAAAAAAUUUCUGAAGUUGUUAGAGAUCCUGGGCCACUACCAGGAAAAGGGUUCUGUCAUCAUCUUUGUGGACAAGCAGGAGCACGCAGACGGUCUCCUCAGAGACUUGAUGAAGGCCUCUUAUCCCUGCAUGUCUCUGCAUGGAGGCAUCGAUCAGUACGACCGAGACAGCAUCAUUAAUGACUUCAAGAACGGCGCGUGUAGACUUAUGGUGGCCACGUCUGUGGCGGCCCGGGGGCUGGACGUCAAGCAGCUGAUCUUGGUCGUCAACUACAACUGCCCAAACCACUACGAGGACUACGUCCACAGAGUGGGACGCACUGGGCGGGCUGGGAACAAAGGUUACGCAUACACAUUCAUCACAGAGGAGCAAGCCCGUUACUCAGGAGAUAUCCUCAAGGCUCUGGAACUUUCCGGAUCGACUGUGCCGCCUGAGCUAGAGAGGUUGUGGGCCAGUUUCAAAGACCAACUGAAAGCCGAAGGAAAGGUCGCCAAGAGCAGCAGUGGCUUCUCUGGAAAGGGCUUCAAGUUUGACGAGACCGAGCAGGCUCUGGCCAACGAGCGCAAGAAGCUGCAGAAAGCAGCUCUGGGUCUGCAGGACUCCGACGAUGAGGACGCAGCACUGGACAUUGACGAGCAGAUCGAGAGCAUGUUCAACUCGAAGAAGCGAGUGAAGGACCUCUCUGCCCCCGGAGGAGGUGCAAGUGCCGCCGUGGCCAGCAACGCAGCAGCCGCCGCCAGCGUGAGCAGCCUGACCGGCCUUGCCAUGCCCUCGGCUGGAAACAUCCAGAAGCUGGAGAUCGCCAAGAAGCUGGCUCUGAAGAUCAACGCCCAGAAGAACCUUGGGGCAGAGGCUCAGGAUGUGAUGCAGCAGGCCACCAAUGCCAUCUUGAGAGGGGGCACCAUCAUUGCCCCGUCGGUCUCGGCGAAGACGAUCGCAGAGCAGCUGGCUGAAAAGAUCAACGCCAAACUCAACUACACCCCCGUGGAGAAGCUGGAGGAGGAGCGGCAGGCGGCCGAGCAGGCCGAGAGCAUCACGAGAUACGAAGAGGAGCUUGAGAUCAACGACUUCCCUCAGACGGCGAGGUGGAAGGUGACGUCCAAAGAGGCUCUGCAGAGGAUCGGCGAGUACUCCGAGGCAGCCAUCACCAUCCGAGGGACGUACUUCCCUCCUGGAAAGGAGCCCAAAGAAGGGGAGCGCAAGAUCUACCUGGCCAUCGAGAGUGCCAGUGAACUGGCUGUGCAGAAGGCUAAAGCAGAGAUCACUAGGCUGAUUAAAGAAGAGCUUAUUCGACUGCAAAACUCCUACCAGCCACAAAACAAAGGAAGAUACAAGGUCCUCUAGUGGCAGAGAGCCACUGGGAGAUGAUGGGAACAAUUCUGUCUCUCUUCAGCUGUGUACAUUUUUACUAGCAAGUUUCAGUUUCAGACAUUUCCUGUAUGUCUCUGGUCAUCUCUAUAUUUUAUUGAAUAUUAAAACUGAUUUAAUUUCAGUGUUUUUUUUCCUGUUCUGAAUCUUAAUCAGGGAUGUGAUUUAAAAUGCAAAUGCGUUUUUUUUAAAGAAAGCUCAACUUUAAAACCCCAUAUGACCUCACAGAACAAAUAUAACACAGGGAUGUCCAGGGGAGGUCACAGUCUUCACAAAUUAUUUGUUCCCCAAAUAUUUGGUGUUUUUAUUUCAUAUUUCCUGGAUUAUCAACAGUAAAUGUAUUUGUGACAAAUGUAAGUCAGUUUUACAUGACAUUCUUUACCACUGGCCGUAAGUAGAAAUAAAAGAUUAAACUGUG
Sardina pilchardus (European sardine) is the source of this 3714-nucleotide messenger RNA. RefSeq names its product DEAD (Asp-Glu-Ala-Asp) box polypeptide 46 (gene ddx46). The transcript has 23 exons. Gene Ontology annotation, molecular function: RNA helicase activity; RNA binding; ATP binding. The record is from RefSeq and is a predicted model, not a curated record. Bases 102 to 3272 code for a protein of 1056 amino acids. NCBI's taxonomy places the organism in Eukaryota, Metazoa, Chordata, Actinopteri, Clupeiformes, Clupeidae.